This is a messenger RNA of Protomyces lactucae-debilis, 1685 nucleotides long. RefSeq lists its product as uncharacterized. Lineage: Eukaryota; Fungi; Ascomycota; Taphrinomycetes; Taphrinales; Protomycetaceae. The record is from RefSeq and is a predicted model, not a curated record. The coding region runs from base 161 to 1474 and encodes 437 amino acids. Gene Ontology annotation, molecular function: RNA binding. The transcript has 6 exons.
CGCAACGAAGCAAAGGCCACAGAGCAGCAGCAGCAACAUCCAGGCAGCAGCACUCUCCAUCCUUCUCACCUGCCCUCGACACACCUGCACUCACUCAGCAGAUCCUCAAGCAGAACAAAGACAAGAAGACAACACUCACCAUCCACGCUAGAUCCCCAUCAUGUCUGUGACGCUCGAUACCCAGGAACUUGCCCAGAAGCUGCAAGAGACGGCUAUUGUGGACGCAGCAACCAAGGAAACACAGACACCUGCGAGCAAGGACCCUAGUCCUAUUGACGAGUCGCACAGAGUGUAUGUGGGUAACUUGAGCUACGCUACCACUGAAGGGGAGCUCAAGGAUCUGUUUGCUCAGGCAGGAGAGAUUGCCAGUAUCGCCAUCCCUGCACGUCGCAACUUUCGUCACAAAUCAACUCGUCCUGCUGGUAUUGCCUUCAUUGGCUACAAGACGGAUGAAGAGGCACACAAGGCGAUUGAGUCACUUCAUGGGAAGGAAUUGGGUGAACGCACGAUUUCUGUCAAGUUGGCACGACCUUUAAGUGAACGCAAGCCUCGACAGCCACGCGCUCCCAAGACUGAGAAGAGCGAUGAGACGGACAAGUCUGCAGCUGAGAGUGAGGACAAGGCAGAUGUCAAUAUGCCAGGUCAAGUGGAAGGUCUGGAUGAAGGCAAGACUGCAGAGGGUGCUACUUCCACCCCUGCCAAGAAGAAGAAGCCUCGAAAGACUAAAACCAAGAAGACACCUGCUGCCACAACCGAGGGUGAGUCUGAGGAGAGCACCCAGAGUGAUGCCAAGAAGGAAAAUGGUACAACGACGCCUACGGAAGGUGCUACACCCAAAGAUGGAUCAAAGGAGGAUAAGUCACAGACGUCUGCUAGGUCUCCAAGGAAUGCGAGGCAGAUUCGUCAGAAGAGGGCAUCCUCUCGACUGAAUGCUGGCAUCCCAUCUGAGAAGACUCUCUUUGUGUAUGGCUUGACACCUGAAAUGACGAGCGAGCAGUUGAAGGAUCUCUUCAAAGAGCAUGAGCCAACCGGUGCUCAGAUUGCUUUGCGUGAUGUCCCCACCUGGCUCAUCAAGAAGAUGGCUGAACAAGGUCAACAGCGUCUUGGUCGUGGCUUUGGUUUCGUCUCAUUUGCUGAUAAGCAACACCAGCAGUCGGCACUGGAAGCAAUGAAUGGUUACAAGCACAAUGAUCGCGAAUUGGCAGUCAAGGUGGCUAUGGAUGCACCUCCUAGAGCCAGCAAGACUGCUGUUGCUGCUGAGAGUGCUACGGCUGAGAAGGUCGGUGAGAAGGUUGAAGCUGCCACGACUGCCCAAGCAGAGAGUAAGACUGAGAGCAAGGAAGAGACCAAGAAUGAAGAGAAGGAGGAUGACACGGAUGAUGUCAAGACAGUGAAGGAGACUGUCCAAACGAAAGCAGCCGAGACUGAAACCUCUUCGGCUGCUGAAACGCCCGGCACAAAGCAGGAUGACUAGGCUCCCGUCUUUGGUCAAUCCCCCACGACACACGCAAAAUGCAUCAUCAUCGUUUUCCAUCAUCUCAUUUCUUUUACUACGAACGUCUCUUUGUUUCACAUUGUUUUGCUUGGCACCCCUGACUGUCUCUUACAAAGGCAGAGUCUCUCCUUUUCUCCAUCUCAUCAUUACCUAGCUAGCUUGCCAUAAGAAAAAUAAGGUGAUACCUUUU